This is a messenger RNA of Bipolaris sorokiniana ND90Pr, 1479 nucleotides long. RefSeq lists its product as uncharacterized. Gene Ontology annotation, biological process: transmembrane transport. The record is from RefSeq and is a predicted model, not a curated record. NCBI's taxonomy places the organism in Eukaryota, Fungi, Ascomycota, Dothideomycetes, Pleosporales, Pleosporaceae. Bases 1 to 1479 code for a protein of 492 amino acids. Gene Ontology annotation, molecular function: transmembrane transporter activity. Gene Ontology annotation, cellular component: membrane. The transcript is spliced from 9 exons.
AUGUCUAUGGAAAACAUGCAAGUAAAGGCUGACAAUAUGCCUGAUGAAACAAACCCGGAGUAUGCUGGCUUGUCCCUAGAAGGGAUCGAUAUCACGCAAUCUUUUGAAAGCGAGCGAGGCAGAAAGGUUGUGCAUAAGAUCGAUCGACGACUGAUCAUAAUUAUUGCGGUUCUUUACUUGCUGGCACAUAUCGAUCGCGCAAACAUCGGAAAUACAGCUAUUGAAGGGAUGCGGGAGGAGCUUGAACUGCAAGGCAAUCAAUACAAUAUUGCGUCGACGAUAUUUUUUGUACCUUAUAUCGUUUUCGAAAUUCCCUCUAAUAUGGUGUUGAAACAUGUGCGACCAGAUAUCUAUUGGGGAACCAUUAUGACCUGCAUGGGCGCAGUGCAGAAUUGCUCAGGUCUUCUUGCCUGCCGAGUCAUGUUAGGAUUAGCAGAAUGCAGGCUGGAUUUUUUCCCUAGCGCCGUUUUCAUAGUCAGCAGUUGGUACAUACGCACGGAGCUGCAACAGCGUCUCGCCUUAUUCUGUACCGCAUCGGCUUUUUCCGGUUCUUUCAGUGGCCUCCUCGCCUAUGCUAUCGCCAAACUUGAUGGUGUAGGCGGUCUUGCCGCCUGCGCCGUUACGGUAGCUGUAGCCAUUGUGAUGCCAUUCAUCAUCAUUCAAUCCCCGGAACGAGUAAGUUGGUUGACUACGGAAGAGAAAAGAUUUAUCGAUAUCCGCCUGCGUCUUGCAGCUCUGCUGUUUCAUGCCAUGUUUGAUUGGAAGGUCAACUUGGGCAUCAUAAUGGUCUGGGUAAAUGCAGCGCCAUCAUCAGCAUUCAAGUUCACAUUGCCCAAGAUACUUACCGAGUUUGGAUAUACAUCAUCGAAAGCUCAGCUUACGUCCAUACCUCCCUAUGUUGCCGGUGGCAUCUCUUCAUGGCUCGUUGGUCGCACUGCUGAUCGCUUCGCCUGGAGAUUCCCAUUCAUUGUUGGCCUAAUGUGCCUGCUGUUGGCUGGAUUAGCCAUCUUGUACAGUUUGUCCAAGAACCUCGCCGUUCAUGUCUCCGUCAUGUACUUUGCGAUUAUCCUGGCACAGAUUGGCAUAUAUCCUCUAUUACCUGGUGUUUCGGCUUGGACUGGCAAUAACCUGGCUCCAUUUUGGAAGCGUUCUAUCGGGCUUGCGUGGAUGCUUGCGGCCGGAAAUUUUGGAAGUCUGAUCAGAACUAACAUCUUCUUACCUAAAGAAGCCCCGAAGUAUACCACAGGCUACGCUACUUCAAUUUCUAUAGUUAUAUUAGCGAUGACAGCCACGAUACUGCAGGAAAUACUCCUGUGGCAAGAAAACAUAUCCCGAGCCAAAGUGUCAGAAAACGAUAUCAGGUCACAAUACACUCAGGUUGAACUCGAUGCUCAGGGUGAUGGAAGCCAACUAUAUCGGUAUACCCUUCGAAACGAGCAUAGUUUUCCUGGUUCCAUCAAGGAUUAUGUUGCGGGAUGA